Molecule: messenger RNA, 3060 nt
Organism: Camponotus floridanus (Florida carpenter ant)
Lineage: Eukaryota; Metazoa; Arthropoda; Insecta; Hymenoptera; Formicidae
Product: adenylate kinase isoenzyme 5
Exons: 12
Coding region: 781-2634 (617 amino acids)
Biological process (GO): UDP biosynthetic process; CDP biosynthetic process
Cellular component (GO): nucleus; cytoplasm
Molecular function (GO): UMP kinase activity; ATP binding
Source: RefSeq, a predicted model, not a curated record
UGUAUAAGAAAGCUAAGGGCGUAAAAACUCGGUUGCACAAAAGCAUCGUGACUCAUAGUCGUUCGUGUAGUCGUGCGCGACGCAAAGCCGGUCCUUCCGGGAAGCUCAAGUGUGUUCUCCAAUCCUUCGAGUCGAAACGUGUGAAUUUAUCCUCAUCGAUGAGAGAUCGAUCGUUGAACUCGAAAGUUUUCGGCGUCCCAUUUAUCUCGGUCUCGAUAUAAUCGCAUUUGCACCUGUAAGUUUUCAGGUGCUCGUUAUUCUCUUGUUCAAGUGUCGCGCAUGACAUAAAAUGAUAUUUGAAAUGAAGCUGAAUGUAAUAAUUUGUCGUGGAUUCGUCGGGUAAAUCAUCGAAAGUACAAGCAACGUCGAUGUGGACAGUGAUUUUACUUGGUUUUAUUCUCAAAUGUUUAUUAAGGAAGUUACGUCGAAUAGAUUCGACGCGAAUCAACACGUGGCAAGUGCACACGCCUCCGUCACUAGGACGUCGCUUUGUAGCGAAGAAAAUUAAAUUCCACGGAUAAAACCAGAUCGAACUAACAAUAAGAUAAUUAAAAGUGUGCAUUUGUCGGGGCAAUUUUCGAUUACAAGAAAUCGAUUAAAAAAACUGUCGAGCGAUAAAACGCGGAAUACUUAUCACUAAUGUGAAAGUGUCUCGUGAGGUCACAAGCUGCAUAUGAUUCUUUAAAAUUCACGUAUUGAAGCAGGGAUGAAAUCAUCUGCCAGAAGCAUGUGAAUGUAAAUGGCCGUGGAAGGAUUGUGCCAGUCCUCGAACGACUUACUAUGGGCAUCUGCCUUGACACUGAUCAGCACAAUGGAUCGCAGGUGUUCGAGGAAAGCGAUGCUCGAGGAACAGGGAGAUGGAGAGGCGAGGCUGGUCUUUUGGCAACUCCGCCAGACGGACAUUUCCCGAAACAAAAUGUUGGCCCAGUUAAAUUCGAAAUACCAAAAGUUCCUGUUAUAUUCGUACUUGGCGGCCCCGGUAGUGGUAAGGUGACAUAUUGCGACAAUUUGAUACAAGAGAAAAAGGGAAUAACGCAUAUCAACAUGAUGGAUCUUCUUCAACAAUAUGCACUAGGGAAUGAUAUGCAGGAUUUUGGACAACUUAGUAGCAAGACUGUCACAGAAGUACUCAUGCUCGAGAUGAAAAUGUCCCCAGGAGCCAAAGUUUUUCUUGUAAGCGGAUAUCCGCGAAAUAUGCGCGACGUGGUGGAAUAUGCCGAAAAAAUAAAAAUCGUCAAUGGCGUCAUUCUUGUAUCGUGGAGACAAGAAGUGUUGGAGAGGCAAAUUGAUUUCGGCGCACAACUCGGUCACGUCAUUAUCGGAUUAGCUAGAAUGGAGUUACAUAAUUUUUAUAGGAACGUCAUGCCGGUCGCGGAAUACUUUGAUCAAAGCGGAAUGUUACUUGAGGUAAAUGGAGAACGUAAUCCGAGUGAGGUUUACGUCAGUUUUCGAGAUGCCGUCCUUAGAAUUCUCGGCAUGUCAAGCGGCGACAAUCAUGAUCAAGAUAUACCUCAAUCUCUAGAAGCCGAGGUCGAAGUGGAAAGAAGAAAAGAAUCGAUCACGAGUGCACCGCUAUCGAAGCAACAAGUCAGUACGACGACGCCGCCUCCUCUAUCUAUAAAUGCGGCAUUAAAAACUGCUGAUAAACCGAGAAAGGGGUUGCCAGCAUUUAUCUGGGUGAUAGGUGGACCGGGGAGUAAUAAGGCGGCUCUUUGCGCCCAAGCCGUUCGCAAUAUGCCCGGCUGGCUACACAUAAGUAUUGGGGAAUUGUUAAGAACGAUGGCAUCGUCGAAUAUGGCUGUAAACGAUGCUAUCGUCUCGGGCGAAAUGGUACCGCAUGAGAUUGUGAUGCAACUUGUGCAGCAACAGAUUUUUCUCAAUCGAGACACGGAUGGUAUUGUCAUGGACGGAUAUCCUAGGGAUUUGAAUCAAGUGCAAGAAUUUGAAAGCAAGUUUGGACAAGAGCCUCCGCUAGUGCUACUCGAUUGCUCCAAGCUGCAACUCGGGAGGGGAAGACUGGACGAUAGUGUUUCGGCAUUUAGGAAAAGACUGGAGCUUUUUCGCGAGGUGUCCCUUCCCAUGUUGAAAACACUGGACAACGACAAUCGUUUAAUAAUUGUGGAUGGAGACACAGAUGUGCCUAGCGUGCAGCAGGAUUUUGCCUCUGCGUUAUAUCAAUUGAUGCAUCGGACACGUCGCAAAGAGGAGGACAAUCUUCAUGAUGCGGAUUUAUCAACAAUCAGCGGACACCCAAACGGAAUACACGCCGUGACCGAUCAAAGCGAACAUGCCACAUCUAACAAUGUUAUUAAGCGGAUGGUCAACGGCGUGUCUAAUCACUUUGGAAACGGGAUCGAUGCAGCGAAAAAAAUAAAUGAUAUCACUGCUCAAGGAGUAGGUGCCAUCUCUAAUGGCGUAUUGAAUAAUAUGAAGCAUAUUCAGCAGAACGGUCAUAUUUAUCAAAACGGCGCUAUAAACGGAACGGUGCAUAUGCUGCAAAAUGGCGCAGCGCAUUUAACCAACGGCAUUGGCAACAAUAAAGUUGCGCCGGCGGUCAAUAAUUAUUUGCCAAAAGAUCCCAUCAAGAAAAUGUACAACGAAGUCGAAGGUUAUCAGCAGAGCCUUCACAUGUAAGCGUGAUAUGCUAGCCUCUACAAGAUCUUUUUUUUAAUAUCAUUGAAAACUUUUUUCACUUGUUAAUGUUGUACGAAAGAGCCUCGGAUUUGGGACUUUCGAUUCUAUCGACAACUUUGUUGAUAGUUAUACUCACAAGUCGCGUCUUUCACCGACGAGUAUAUUGAUAAUAUGGUGCCUUAGAAUAAAUACCUAUGAUUUAGAUAGUUUGAUUAAUAGAUACGUACAUCCGUUAAAUAUAAAAAGCCAAAUAAUCAGAAAUGUGUAUUAUAAUAGGAUAAGAUUUCUCAAGAAUCGAUUUUGAAAUAAUGAAAAUACGAAACAUGCAUAACUUUUAAGUAAAAAUAUACUGGGCAAUGCGAGUUGGCAAGCAUAGAUGUAUUUGUUGAAAAUCAUUAGCACAUAACUAUUAAAAAAUAGGAUUUA